This is a messenger RNA of Protopterus annectens (West African lungfish), 2187 nucleotides long. RefSeq lists its product as uncharacterized. The transcript is spliced from 12 exons. Gene Ontology annotation, biological process: protein dephosphorylation. The coding region runs from base 471 to 2054 and encodes 527 amino acids. Gene Ontology annotation, molecular function: polynucleotide 5'-phosphatase activity; protein tyrosine/serine/threonine phosphatase activity. The record is from RefSeq and is a predicted model, not a curated record. Lineage: Eukaryota; Metazoa; Chordata; Ceratodontiformes; Protopteridae.
GUAUGUCACUAGGCGUUCCCUAAAACAAGUCCAAGCUUCUCUAUUUGAAAAGUUCUUUAACAUUUGAAUCCUAUAACUGUCUACUAGAACUAAGAAUCACACUCCCGGCGAUAAAGAGCAGACAAAAAAAAUUACAACGACUACAGCACGUCCGAUGCUGUUUAUAUUCGCAACUUCCGAUCACGGCCGUUUGUAAUGACGUUACACCAGCACGCAUGAUACGUCCCACUAAGGAAGCGGCAUUAAAAAAAAAACAGAGGAAUUUAUUAUAUCAACGUUAUAAGCCGUUUAGUAUUUUUAUUAUAUAGUAACACGGCGGCUUUAUUUAUUAUUGGUGUACUGUCAAGAUAUUUUUAGCGUAGCAUUUGAUUCUUGGAUUAAAUUGGUGGGUGUAUUAAGUUUAUAUUUUCAGUGCUUGUAGCAGUAGGCCGAGAGAUUUUUUAGUGCUUGCUAGACGCCACCGGGCCGCAAUGGGCAAAGCAAAGAACAAACUACCCGAUGGAUGGACUGAUUAUACACCGUUGGGCAAGAGAUUAACAGGCACUCGGUUCAUUCCACUUAAGGUUCCACUAAAAGAGUUAUACAAGUACAAGGUUCCUGCAGAAGACUACUUUGGUCCAGGAGAGUUGGUUGAAAAAAUUAAGGAACAGAAUGAAGAACUUGGCUUGUUGAUUGAUUUGACAAAUACCACAAGAUAUUAUCUGCCAUCUGAUUUACCAGAAGGAGUGCUUUACUAUAAAAUCUUUACAGAGGGACAGGAUGUACCAGAAGAUAAAACAAUUUUGGAUUUUAAACAUGCUGUGAGGACGUUUCUUAAGCAAAAUGUCGACAAUGAUAAACUGAUUGGCGUUCACUGCACUCAUGGUGUGAAUAGAACUGGAUAUCUUAUAUGUAGGUACCUCAUUGAUGUGUGCAGUAUGAGCCCUAAGCGUGCUAUAGAAUUGUUUAAUAAAGCCCGUGGUCACCCAAUGGAAAGGCGAAGCUACACGGACGAUCUUUUGACUGGAUAUAAACGAAGCAACAAAGGUAUGGAUGACCCAGGUCUUGAGCUGUUGCCAGGAAAAGCCACUGUUCCUGCAGAUCCCCAAAACUCCAACUCAGAAGAACCUCCAAUAAACUGGCCUGAGUUUGGCUACCAAGGUGAACUUCAAAGACCUUUUUUUGGCUAUCAGGGAAGUGAAAAUCGGAUGCCUGCAUUUGGCUUUCAAGAAAGCGAAAAUCGAAGCAUUCUUCGACCCCAAGUCUUUGAAUACCAUCAUCAGAAUAGUUAUGGCAUUCCAGAAGACCAGAACAUCCCUAAUAACCAGAGUGAUGCGAGAUGGAGGGAUGAUAUGGGUGCAAAUGAUAUGAGAUGGAGGGAUGAGAUGGUUGAGAGGAAUGAUAUGAGCUGGAGGAAUGAGAUGGUGGGGAGGAAUGAUAUGAGCUGGAGGAAUGAGAUGGGUGAGAAGAAUGAUGUGGACCUGAGAAAGAUGAGCUGGAGGAAUGGUAUGGGCCUGAGCAAUGAUAUGAGCUGGAGGAAUGGUUUGGGCCUGGGCAGUGAUAUGAGCUGGAGGAAUGGUAUGGGCCUGAGAAAUGAUGUGAGCUGGAGGAAUGGUAUGGGCCUGAGCAGUGAUAUGAGCUGGAGGAAUGACAUGGGCCUGAGGAAUGAUGUGAGCUGGGGGAGUGGUAUGGGCCCGAGGAAUGAUGUGAGCAGGGGGAGUGAUAUGGGCCCGAGGAAUGAUGUGAGCAGGGGGAGUGAUAUGGGCCUGAGGAAUGAUAUGAGCUGGAUGCGUGAGAUGAUCCCAAGGAGUGAUAUGACCUGGAGGAAUGAAAUGGGCCCAGGGAAUGUGAGUGAGCCAAAUGAUAUGAGAGGAAGGAGUGCUACAACCUGGACAAGACUGUCUUUGGAAUCAUUCUCUCAACCCUUAAAAGGCUUUGAUUUAACAGAACCCGCUGCAUUCCAAAAUUACAGUUUCAAUAAUGAACAGAAUUUUCCUUGGCAGAAUUCUUACCCUCCUCUGAGGGGAAGAACGUCUGUUAGGGGGGGUGACAGAUUUCCAUACUUGAGAAAAUGAGCCAGGAACAAGAUAGUUACUGCAUAGUGAAGAUGGAUGUCGUUUGUUUAGUGUUUUAUUCUUUUGUUAGUCAUUUAAGCAGAAGUUGUAUCAGCAACACCGUACAGUUUUAAUUAAAUUUGUUGAAUACAAA